ACUCCAAGGGGCAGUUUAAAAUUCGCGCGCAGCAUAAGCAACGUUCAUGUUGCACGUUGGUCUGCGUUUGGCCUACGUGACUCAGAAACAGUUAUCAAUGGCGCAACAACAGCUGCUUCAAAAGUUCACUGACCAAUUUUAGUGCAAUAGCAACCCCUGAGGCAAACAGUAUUCAAAAAUCUCAAGUUGAUAUCAUUAUCGCAGCAUUCAGUUGACAAAUGAUAAUACAUAUAUUAGUGUUUCUAACAGUUUACACACGUGUUCCCAUUAAAUAAUCAGCAUCAACAGUUUUCAACAAAUACAAAGACAAAAACAAAGUGAACGUAGAGGAAAUCGCUUUGAAAGUGCACAGAAAACCUUGGCGCGUUUGCAACAAAAAGUAAUUCUAAAGUGAAGAUAAGCCAGCGGUCAGAAUGUUGGACAUUGUCCAACCCAGCGAACAGCUAGACAGCACCUCCAAUAACAACAACAGUAGCGAUGUUGUGGUCAUCCGUGCCAGGCCAAAGAAGGUGUUCAAGCCCAAGGCUCGUAUCAAUCGCAUUCCCCAGGAGCUGCUAGAUGAUCCUCAGCUGCAACGCGCCAUUGAACGGCUGCCAGCAAACUACAACUUUGAGCUGCACAAAACAAUUUGGCGCAUUCGGGAGACGAAGGCGAAGCGUGUGGCGCUGCAGCUGCCGGAGGGAUUGCUUAUGUAUGCGAUGGUCAUAAGCGAUAUCAUUGAGCGCUUCACCAGCGCCGAUACCGUUAUCAUGGGCGAUGUCACAUACGGCGCCUGCUGCGUGGAUGAUUACACGGCACAGGCGUUGGGUGCCGAGCUGUUGGUGCACUAUGGUCACAGCUGCCUCAUACCAGUCGACCAGACAUGCGGCAUUAAGGUUCUCUACAUUUUUGUGGAUAUUAAAAUUGAUCCACUGCAUUUCCUGGAUUCGGUGAAGCUGAACUUCAAGCCCGAUGUGGGUCAAAUAGCACUGGUCAGCACAAUACAAUUUGUUACGACCCUGCAGGCAGCUUCCACAGAGUUGAAGGCAGCCGGCUACGAUGUGCUUGUGCCGCAGGCGAAACCUCUCAGUCCGGGUGAAAUUUUGGGCUGCACUUCGCCACAGCUGCCGGAGACGACGCAAAUGAUCAUCUACCUGGGUGACGGACGUUUUCAUAUUGAAUCCGCCAUGAUUGCCAAUCCGCUGCUAAAGGCUUACAAAUACGAUCCGUAUGAGAAGAAAUUUACCGUGGAGCAUUACGAUCAUGGCGCCAUGCAGGGCCUGAGGCAUUCUGCCGUGCAACGGGCCAAGCAGGCACGCCGCAUUGGCAUCAUAUUGGGCACACUGGGCAGGCAAGGUAGCUCCCGAGUGCAGCGGUUUUUGGAGAAGCGUCUGCACGCCAAGGGCAUAGAGUCAACCACCAUACUGCUAUCCGAGAUCUUUCCACAAAAGCUGUCGCUGUUUACGGAUAUUGAUGCCUUCGUGCAGAUCGCCUGUCCACGUCUAUCCAUUGACUGGGGAUCGGCCUUUGAGAAGCCGCUGCUGAAUCCCUACGAGCUCUCCGUGGUGUUGGGCGACAUCGAAUGGACACCGGACAAUGCCUCGCCGCGCAACAAUGCAUAUCCCAUGGACUUCUAUGCCAGCGGCAGUCUUGGACCCUGGACGCCAAAUUUUAAGCCGCCAGCACCAGGAGAGUGCGAGAAUCGCCCCUCUGCCGACUGCUGCGGUCGCUGCAACCGUGCUGAGCUCGAGAAGGACGAUACCGGCAAGGCGGCGGCACUGGCAGAUCUGCUCGAUUUCAAAAAGGGAUAAGCAAACGUUCCUAUAAGCUCAUAAGCAUAACUUACUGAUAACUAAGUGAUUUAGUUCAUGUGCCCGCCCAGCCCAAAUGUAAUUUACCUACUAAUUUAAGUUAGUACAAAGAUUGAUUUCUAAGUUAGUAACUUUUUUAAUUUAGAUACAAACAUUUGUGUUCAUCUCAUUUUCACCUGUUUUACAAUUUCUUUACACAACGAGACAACUUUAAGAACAACAUUCAUAUAUUAGUUAAGGGAUUAAUUGCAUUCACAAAUGCAAUGCAAUUGUUUAAAAACAUUAAAUUAUAUAUGUCAUUAUUAAA
Molecule: messenger RNA, 2097 nt
Organism: Drosophila innubila
Lineage: Eukaryota; Metazoa; Arthropoda; Insecta; Diptera; Drosophilidae
Gene: Dph1
Product: 2-(3-amino-3-carboxypropyl)histidine synthase subunit 1
Exons: 3
Coding region: 414-1790 (458 amino acids)
Biological process (GO): protein histidyl modification to diphthamide
Molecular function (GO): 2-(3-amino-3-carboxypropyl)histidine synthase activity
Source: RefSeq, a predicted model, not a curated record